AUGGCUAUUGUUUAUAGCACAGCUGAAUAUGGAGCCCCCGUGUGGAUCAAUAGUGCACACGUAACUCGGAUAGACUCUGAACUCAACAACGCAAUGAGGAUUAUUAGUGGCACGGUAAAGUCAACCCAAACACCUUGGCUCUCAGUGCUGACAAAUAUAGCACCACCCCACAUCCGGAGGAAAGAGGCUCUAGUCAACACUAUAACUUUAUGCCUAAACUACAAAAAGUCACUACUGUUCCAAAUGCUAAGGGAUAAACCGAUAAAUAGACUAAAAUCCAGAAAACCACCUGGCUUAACACAAAGAACUUAAUCAACACACAAUUUUAUAGUAGUACAUUAUGGAAUGAAGAGUGGACAAAAUCACAUGUUACAAAUAAAGAUCUUAUUACUAGACCCGACCAAAAAAUAGAAGGCAUGUCACUACCAAGAAACCAAUGGAUAAGAAACCAAUAAAUCGGAUCAGGACAGGACAGGGAAGAUGUGGAUCUUUAUUAUUCAAAUGGCGCUACAAAGAUAGUGCAGCGUGUGAUUGUGGGGAAGUGGAACAGACCAUGAAACACAUCGUGGAAUCGUGUCCCAGAAGGUCAUUCGAACAAGGGACUGAAGGAAUCCACAAAGCUACCAAAGAGGCAAUAGAAUGGCUAAUAGAACUUAUAAUUAACUACUAUUUAUAA
This is a messenger RNA of Cinara cedri, 676 nucleotides long. The record is from the annotation of a GenBank genome assembly. NCBI's taxonomy places the organism in Eukaryota, Metazoa, Arthropoda, Insecta, Hemiptera, Aphididae.